Messenger RNA from Microtus ochrogaster (prairie vole), 2549 nucleotides. Its product is annotated as leukocyte immunoglobulin-like receptor subfamily A member 6. The transcript is spliced from 9 exons. Lineage: Eukaryota; Metazoa; Chordata; Mammalia; Rodentia; Cricetidae. The coding region runs from base 173 to 2005 and encodes 610 amino acids. Gene Ontology annotation, cellular component: plasma membrane. The record is from RefSeq and is a predicted model, not a curated record. Gene Ontology annotation, biological process: immune response-regulating signaling pathway.
CUCAGAAUGCUGUUGUGCCUUGGUGAGAUAUGAAGAGGGAGAGCAGACAUUCAAGUCUGUAAGGAACCCUACUCCAAAGCCAAAUCUGUUUUCAUAUGGAGAGACAGGGGGAUUCAGCCCAACUCUCAGAUUAAAUAAAACACUCAAAGAGAAUUUUCUUCCAGGUCUGAGUAUGGGACACAAGACUGCAGUGCUGGCAGGAAUUCUCCAAAAGCCCACCAUCUGGGCCGAGCCGGGCCUUGUGAUUGCUCAACAUAUGCCUGUGAUUAUUUGGUGUCAGGGGUCCUGGGAGGCCCAGGAGUACUAUAUGCAUAAAGAGGGAAGCAUAGAUCCUUGGGACAGACAGUACCCUCUGGAACAGAAGAACAAAGCUAAGUUCCACAUUGACAAAAUGUCAAAGGACUUUUCAGGGAUAUACAAGUGUUACUAUAAGAGUCCUGCUGGCUUGUCAGAGCACAGUGACACCCUUGUGCUGGUACUAACAGGAGCCUAUGAUGAACCAAGCCUGUAUGUCUGGCCCAGCCCUGCUGUAACUUCAGGAGAGUGCAUAACCAUGCAGUGUAUCUCAUCUCUGGGAUUUGACAGAUUCAUUCUGAUCCAGGAAGGAAAACAUAACCUCUCAUUGACCCUGGACUCACAGCAACUAACCAACAUGCUAUUUCAGGCUCAUUUUGUUCUGGGCUCUAUGACUGCUAACCACAAUGGGACAUUCAGAUGCUAUGGCUGUUUUAUGAAUAAUACUCAGAUGUGGUCAACAUCAAGUAAUCCCCUUGAUAUUCAAGUUUCAGAAUCCUCAGCAUUACAGCAUGAAGGUCACACAAUUGCAAACUUCAUCCAGAUGGUUGUGGCUGCCUUGGCCCUAGUGACUCUAGUGGUUCUUCUGUUAGAGGCUUGGCACAGCAAGAGAGUUGAAAAACAUGUAAGUCUGAGUGUUGGACACAAGACUCCAUUACUGGCAGGAAACCUCCCAAAGCCCAUCAUCUGGGCAGAGCCAUGCUCUGUGAUUGCCAUACACACACCUGUGACUAUUUGGUGCCAGGGUUCCUGGGAGGCUGUGGAGUACCUUCUGUAUAAAGAGGGAAACAAAGAUCCUUGGGACAGACAGCUUCCACUGAAACAGAAGAACAAGGCUAAAUUUCGAUUUGAACGCAUGUUAAAGGGCUUUGCAGGAAUAUACAAGUGUUACUACAGGAGCCCUGUUGGCUUAUCAGAGCGCAGUGACACACAGGUGCUGGUACUAACUGGAAACCUCCCAAAGCCCAUCAUCUGGGCAGAGCCACACUCUGUGAUUGCCAUAUACACACCUGUGACUAUUUGGUGCCAGGGUUCCUGGGAGGCUGUGGAAUACCUGCUGCAUAAAGAGAAAAACAUAGAUCCUUGGGACAGAGUGUUCCCUCUGGAACAGCAGAAUAAGUCUAAGUUCCACAUUGAACACAUGUCCAAUGCAUUUGCAGGGAUAUACAAAUGUUACUAUAGGAGCCCUGUUGGCUUCUCAGAGCACAGUGACACACUGGUGCUGCUUGAGUUCAUUUCACACACUUCCCCUUGUAUCCUAGGAGUCUAUGUUCAACCAAGCCUGUCUGUCUGGCCCAGCUCUGCUGUGUCUUCAGGAGAGUCAAUAACCAUGCAGUGUAGCUCGUCACUGGGAUUUGACAGAUUUGUUCUGAUCCAGGAAGGAAAAUAUAACCUCCCAUGGACACUGGACUCACAGCAACAUAGCAACAUGUCUUUCCAGGCCCUUUUUGUUCUGGGCUCUCUGACUGCCAACCACAAUGGGACAUUCAGGUGCUAUGGCUAUUUUAAAAAUGUUCCCCAAAUAUGGUCAACAUCAAGUAAUCACCUUGACAUUCUUGUUUCAGAACCUCCAGCCUCGCAGAACCAACAUCAUACAGUUGAAAAUCUCAUCCGGAUGGUUGUGGCUGCCUUGGUUCUAGUGACUCUAGUGAUUCUGCUGUUAGAGGCUUGGUACAGCAAGAAAAUGGGAAAAUGUUCAAUUAAGGGAUAAACAAGAAAAACCACUGCACUCCACACUUGAGAAUACUGUGGGGAAUAAUUCUGGUGGUCCCAUUAACUUUUGAAAUGAAAAUUGCAUGUACAUUAAGGAACUAUACUCUGAGAUGGUCCAGGUACCAAGUAUGUUAUAGGUGCAUGGAAUUCUGGAGUUUAUGGCAAGAGCACUUUGUCUGCUCAGCUGUGUUCCUUUCCCCACACCUCACUGUGGAUACCUGCUCAGAUAGUCCUCCUCUUCUUACCUGCAUGUGUCAUGUAUGCCAUGGGCCCUUGAUUCUCUCACUUUCAAAUAUCAUUUUCCUUUACAAUGUCAGAGUAAAUAUUGUUCAUCAUGGGUUUUUACCUUUAUCACUAACAGAAAGAAGACAGGCUGAAAGCAAACAAAAAAAUCAGAAAGGCCAGAUUCCAGAGUAAACUAAGUGGGAUGAGUAUAAUGCCCCCAAAUUCUCUGUGGAGCUUUCAGUACCUUAUGUGAUAAUUACUAAAUUAAUCUGAGGUCUCUUUUUGAAAAUUUCAUAUUUUCUUUCAAUGUAUCCUCA